Molecule: messenger RNA, 1119 nt
Organism: Durotheca rogersii
Lineage: Eukaryota; Fungi; Ascomycota; Sordariomycetes; Xylariales; Xylariaceae
Product: Prephenate dehydratase-domain-containing protein
Exons: 3
Coding region: 1-1119 (372 amino acids)
Biological process (GO): L-phenylalanine biosynthetic process
Cellular component (GO): cytoplasm
Molecular function (GO): prephenate dehydratase activity; chorismate mutase activity
Source: RefSeq, a predicted model, not a curated record
AUGGGGUCGACCAGCGGCGAGCCGCCGCCGCCAGCGCCGGAGGGUAGCAGCAGCAGCAGCCCGGGCGCGAAGAAGCCCGUCGUCUGCUUCCUCGGGCCCGAGACGUCCUAUACGCACCAGGCCACGCUGCAAGUGUUUUCCGCGGACGAGUUCGAGCUGAAGCCCGUCGCGACGAUCGCAGGCAGCGCGACGUACGGGGUGGUGCCGUUCGAGAACUCGACGAACGGCGCGGUGGUGCCGACGCUGGAGCAGUUCGCGGACCGCGAGGGCGCGAACGCGGCGCUGGCCGUGUGCGCCGAGACGUACGUCGCCGUGCGCCACUGCCUGGCGGGGUACCGGGACCCGGCGCCGUCGCCCGUCGCCGGCGGCGGCGGCGAGGAGUCGCUCGCCCACGUCCGCCGCGUGUACAGCCACCCGCAGGCGUUCGGCCAGGUCGGCGCGUUCCUAGCGCGGCGGCUGCGCGGCGCCGAGCGCGUCGACACGAGCUCGACGAGCCGCGCCGCGGCGCUCGCCGCCGCCGACCCUGCGCGCGCCAGCGCCGCCGUCAGCAGCGCCGCUGCGGCGGCAGCCGCCGGCCUCGCCGUCCUCGCCCGCGGCAUCGAGGACCGCCCCGACAACACCACGCGCUUCUUCGUGCUGCGGCGCCGCGGCGGCGAGGACGAGGAGGAGGACGAGGAGCCGGCGUGGCUGCGCGAGCGCAGAUCGCCACCGCCACCACCACCACCACCAACAACAACCACGACGCCGCACGACCCCGCCGUCGCGCCCGUCUACGCCCGCACCAAGUCGCUCGUCGCGUUCACGGUGCCGCACGGCGCGCCGGGCGCGCUGGCCGACGUGCUGGCGUGCUUCGGGCGGGCGGGGCUGAACCUGACGAGCAUCGGGAGCCGGCCGGCGCUGGGCCCUGACUCUGGCUCUGGCUCUGGCUCUGGCUCUGGCUCUGGCUCUGGCUCUGGCGCUGCCGGCGCGCCCGCGCCCUUCCAGUACGUCUUCUUCGCCGAGUUCGAGGGCCACCGCGCCGACGACCCGCAGGGCCGCGUGCGCGCCGCCCUGCGCGACGUCGCCGCCGUCGCGCGCAGCUGCCGCUGGCUCGGCAGCUGGGACGACGUGCGACGCUGA